This is a messenger RNA of Pocillopora meandrina, 10135 nucleotides long. The record is from the annotation of a GenBank genome assembly. NCBI's taxonomy places the organism in Eukaryota, Metazoa, Cnidaria, Anthozoa, Scleractinia, Pocilloporidae.
CUAAAACCAAAAUGGCGGACUCAGCUAGUUUAUCUGCGCUACAAUUUAGUGGUGGUGAAAAAGAAGUCAUAGAAAGGACAGUAAAUGUUACUAAUGAUACUGUUUGUAGUAAAAAUAACAAAGAAGAAUUUUAUGAAAUUUCGAGGUGCACGGAUGUUAUAAAGAGUCUUGGCUUUCAAAAGGUAAGUCUCUUUCUCAGGUCUGAGGCCACUUGCGUGUUUGUGUCCCAAACAAAUUAAGUUAACACGCCCUUGCUCACUUCUUCAUUUAUUUUUUUUUUCCAUUUUUAUUUUUUUCGUUGACUCUUUUUAACGAACAUUCUCAGCUGAGUAAAUGAUGAUCUCUUGUUGAUCUUAGUACUUUCCAAGUCGUGUCUGAAAAUUACAUCAACAAGAAGUUAAAACAAUUUGAUCACAAUAAUGAUAUUCGCUGUCAGGAGUCAGUCUGAUUUAGUUCCUCCCCCUUUUGAUCCGUUGUUUUUUUUUUUGAGAGUUUGCUGCAAGAAACUGGCCAUGGACAUAUUUUUAUUUUAUUUCAUGUGUUUUCCUCAAUUUUCAUCAUCUGGUUCAAUUUACAAGUAAAUUUUUAACAUUGUCAUCAUCAUUAUCAUCAUCAUCAUCAUAAUUAUUGUUAUUAUUUUCAUUUUUAUUAUUAUUGCAAUUGUUGCACAUCAUAUUACAAGCUAAGAUGCACAUGCCAUAUUACAGAAAAAACUCAGUGUACAAUACACAGAAUUUCAUGUUUUCAGAUUGCACUCCAGUUUCCAGACUCACUGUUAACCGAUUCAGCUGCUGUUUCUUCAUUGAUUGAAAAGUUCACUGGAAAGAAAGUGUUUGUGUUAGCUGAUACCUCAUAUGGAAGGUAAAUUAGUUGCUUUGUAUACCUCAACUUUGUCCUCUUGUUGUAGUAACAAACUGGAGGAUAGACUGGAUGACAAACAGUGAUGUAUAAUCAUUAGUUUCCCACAGGUUUUUAAAGUAAUUUCAGAUAGAUUUGUCCCACAUGUUUGCAUCCUUGUUGCCAAUUACUUCACAUCACGAGAUGAUUACUUUGGGAUAUACCAACUGUGCAAUCUUCCACAGGAAGCUUAGUGUAAAAGAGUAUGGUGUGCAGACAACAGAAGAACUGUAAGCUUGUUAACAAGUGUAAGCCAGAUAGUGACAAUGAAUGAGACCUUAAGCUUCCCUUGCCUAAUUUAUAACAAAAUUUUUAACAUGUAGAAAAGAAACUAAAAAUUGGAUCUUGGGAAUUGAAUAGUUCAGCAAGAAAAACAGAAAAAAAGUCACUUAUUUUUUUCAUGCAUACUGUGCUAAGAAUAUUUUAUGCCUUUGCACAGUAAUUAUUUGAUUAUUUGUUUUUGGCUUUAGUUGCUGUGUUGAUGAAGUUGCUGCAGAACACAUUGAGGCAGAUCUUAUCAUUCAUUAUGGCAGAGCUUGUUUAAGCCAGUAAGUAAAUGAAAUAAAACUGCUAGGUGCAUAACCUGAAAUUAUCCUACUAUAGUGGCUGAAAUGUAUAGUAACUUGAUGGCUAGCACACUGACUUAAGUUGCCUUUUUUUUAAUUAAGUUGUUGUUUGUUUUCAGUGACAUGGGGCUUGUUGUUGUGACAAAUAUUCUAAAUAAAAUAUAGCAAGAUUUAAAUAAUUAUGUAUUUGAGGUGUUAAAAGAAUAUUAUGAAAAACUUUUGUUUGGCCUGAUUUAAAAGCUUAAGUAGCCCCCCUUGAAAGAAGCAUUCCAUCUCCAACAAAAAUUCUCAGAAGCGAAAGAAAUUAAUGGUUCAUUUUGUGUCUGUGAACAGGACUCGGCGACUUCCUGUGUUGCAUGUUUUUGGUAAAUGGCCAAUCAAUGGUCAGAGUUGCUUGGAACAAUUUGGACAAUUAUUUCCAGACACUGAAGUCAAAGUGAUUGUGUUUUGUGAUGUGGUGUACAGUCAUUGUAUGGGUAAGGAAAAUGUAUGAUCAUCACCUGAAAUAUUGUGUGGAAACAGCAUCACCAAAUGGAUGUAGUGUGGCCAAGUGAUCAGGGUGCUGGACUUGUAAUCUGGUGGUCCAGGACUUAAACCAUCCACCCUGCUACUCACUGGAUUUGUUCUUGAUUGCCCUGAGUUCAACUCUUCAGCCGCACUGUGUAAAUAGCUAACUGGUCUACCUCCUGCCAGUUUAGAUUUUCAAGCACUUUAUGUUUGUAAUGUAACAUUGACUCUGAAAAGCCCCAUAGGGAUGAGCCAAUAAAGUAUGUUUGUAAAUAUGUGGUAAAUUUAGAGUCUAGUUUAUAAGUCUACACACCAUGUCAUGUUGUCAUCUUUUGGAAGAAUUUGCUCUCAGGUUCUGGGAGUUAAGGGAUUUAGGUGAUACUAUAGGCUUAUGGCUGGGGUUUUUUCCUGUUUAAUUUAUUAGAAGAAUUGCAGAAUUCUAUCAAAAGGAAUUACCCUAAUGUGGUAUUCACAAAGCUCAUCUGCUCCACAUUUGAUCAAGAAGGGGGAACUAUCUCAAGGUAAUAAGCAAACUGCUGAUGAGUUCAAUUCCCAAGGCAAAACAAUGGAAGAAACACCAUUAUCAGCUGAACCUUUGCAAACAGAUGUUGAAAUGACUUCACUUGAAGAACAUGGGAAUGUCCAGCAUGAUAAAAAUGGUUAUUUUUGUAGGUGAGUUAAAAGGGAUGACUCGCCAGAAGGAAAACUUUCCCAGAAGGACUUUGACACAGAAAGAUAAACUUCCACUGCGAAAUUCAAGAAUAUAUGAGAAUUCUUUCUGUAUUUGCCCCAGGACAUGCUUCUGGUUUCAACUUUUCUUUAAGAUAAAGCUUUCAGUCCACAGUCAUGAAAAACAUAUCUGGUUGAAAGACCUCUAUUGUAGAAAUAAAGAGUCCUCUACUGUAGUUGUUACAAAGAAUUGUCUAAGUUAAGUCCUAGAACAUUCUAUAGAACAGUCUAGAACCAGAAGUCAUCCAGAUGUGACCUUCUGGUAUGAGAACAUUCUCGAACAUUCUAUUUCUUAUGUAAUUAUUCAAGUUUAGAAACCAUGUUAACCUACUAAAUUUAUGUAAUAGUGUAGUUUGAUCGUUCGGGUGAGUGUAGUCCUGAGAAGGACUGUUGUCAGUAGUGGUGACUGACGUUUCGACAACCUGAGCGAAAGUCAUCAUCAGAGUCCAUUGAAAGGUUGUUGUCAGUUGAAUGUACUUAGUCCAGUUUGUGUACACUGAUUGGUCAGUUUUGCUGUGAUGUUAUUGGCUGUAAAAUUCAAGUGGCGUAGGUCAGUUGUGAUUGGUCGGUCUGGAUCCAUUAGUGAAGUCAGGUUGUUCUGUUCGGUUCGUUUGUAAUGUUAAUGUUGUGGAUGAGUCGUUUGUAUGGUGCUGGUAGUGGUUGACACCUGUUUAGGGGAGUCUGUUCCAAGUUAGUAAACCAGCUUUCCAGGGUCAGUCAUUGAAAGUAGUUAGUGCUGUAGGUUAGGCAUUGCACAGAGUCCCAGUCAAUAGUGCGGUUCGUAAGUUGGUGAUGUCCAGCAAUGUGAUUGUUGACAUUGGCAGCCUUUCCUCAGCGCUCAUUUGUGUUCAGUCAGUCUAGUUGCGACUGAACACAAAGGAGCUGUACUACUAAAUUUAGUUCUUUAGAGAAGUUUCUAGAUCCUUGGACUUUAUGUAUAUAAGAGCGAUAGUUUUGUUCAAAAGAGAGAAGUGUGAAGAAGCUUAGUGCUGUAAAGUCAAGAAGUCAACUACAUGGAAAUAAAUCAGUUUGUUGCUGUUACCGAUGACCCUGAAUUUUGUCUGGGAACAACCCUGCUCUACAUUGACAUUCGUAACUGUAGUAUUGUCAAGCAUGGUUGGGGCUAAUUUAAUUUUUUUCCAUUUUCAGGUUUGGACGUGAAUUUAGUCUUCCUGCUGAUACACAGUUGGGGGACUUUGCUGUAUUUUACAUUGGUGGUGAAAGUUUGUGUUUGCAGAAUUUGAUGAUGACUUACAACAAAUGUCAGGUAUCAUUUACAAUGAAUUUAUGGAAACAAAGGCUACAUAGGAGAAACUGUCUAUCACAGCCUUCCCUCCCAUCAGAAUUUGCUGGCUCAUUCUCUCAUUGGGGUAAACUGCCAACCACUGUUUGGGACAUGAGUCUACACUCCUACUUGAACUUCUCUAAUCCUUCUCAGAGGAUCAAGGAGAGGAGUAAACAGCUGAAAUGAGAGUCUAGCCUUACAUUUCUCUUUACACUCUGGCCAGCACUCCUGGGGAAAGAGACUCUAGAAAAGUCUCACUGAAUAUUCAGCUGAUAUACUCCCCUGUCUUAAAUGUAAAAGACUAUGGAUCCUGAAUCCCUAAAGGAUUUUAUUGAUCUUGUGACUUUCUUACUACAAUUACCAUUAUCAACUUUGACGAUCAAGUUAUCUUCCCCUCCCUUCCACCUCAGCCCCCAAAAUCAUCAAUUACUUGUGAUACAGUAAACUCUAUGCUGAGUCAAGUUCCUCUUCAGUAUUAAUAUAAGAACCACUCUUUCCUCUGAUAGUUCUAUUCAUAUGAUCCUUGCACCAAUAUUGGCCGAAAAGAGACUCUGAAUGUGAAUAAAGCACUAAUGAAAAGGUAAAUGAUAAAUUCUGGCUUUCAAAAGAUUCAUUGGGAUAGCAUUUGAGCUUAAAUGAAACUGUUCUUACAUAUGCUUUCACUGUCCAUCAAGAAAUCCUAUAUUUUAUUGUCUCGUGUCCACAGAUAUUACAUGAUACAAAGAGCCAAAGAUGCACAGGUAGUUGGAAUAGUGGUGGGAACAUUAGGAGUGGGUAGGUAACAGUGCGAUUGACUUAUGAUUACAGAGGACUUCAGGUUAUCAUCAUGAUGGUUAAAUAUUGAAGAUGGCAACUAAUAAUUAGCUAGCUUUAUUUGUGCAGCUAGGGUAGUCUUUGUUAUUAAAAUUAUGUUUUGAGUGACUCGGCUUGGAAACCAUGGUACAUAAUUAUUGAAAUUUUAAAUUCUUGUAGUUAAAAUGAAGACACAAUCACAGGGGAGACUUUGAUUUGGUAUCUUUUAAUUUAAACAUCUGCCUUUGCAAUAAAUAAUUAUUCAAGAAAGCAGCUAAGGGAUAUUUUAGUGUGUUAAAACAGCAUAUAGAAUAGUAUACAGUUAAUAUAUUAUGGGUUGGAACCUUUUGUGUACCUUCCAAGUUAGUUUAAGAUUUAAACAUUUUAAUUUGUUUUUUCAGCGGAUUACUUAAGAGUUAUUGAAAGACUGAAGCAAGUCAUAAAGCUUGCAGGAAAAAAGGUAAGUAAUUCUUGAGUGAAUAAACAAUUUAAGAAAAGUCCUCUGCCUGGGAUGUACAUUGAGCAAAGGAAAAACCAUAUGAUAUAUUAACAUUUAUUGGUCUGGAGUUGCAGAUAUAUAGGGAAUAUAGUUUGAAAAACUCAAUGACAAAUUCUCACAGCUGAAAUUAAAAGCAUUGUGUUGAAGAUGGUUACUAGAUAAUUGACAUUUAUAUAUUGGAAGAGAAAGGGUCCAUUUAUUUUUCUGAUAUUUUUUAACUUAUAGUGACCAGAGGGUCUUGUUAUUUAUUCUGGGUGGGAUGCCUGUUCAUCACAGGAUAUCCAGGUUUCCUUGACAGUUUACUGGUACAGUGGGACUGAUUUCAUUUUACCCAAGAACACAAUACAGCAAAAAUGAACCUAACACCCUGGCUUACAAGUUUCAACCUGUCAGUCUACAGCCCAGAGUCCUAUCAAUUCAGUCAUCACAUAGCCAUUCCUUUUUUUAGAAUCAUAACAUUGUUUACAAUUAUGAACAAGCAUAAUUAGAGUGGUGAUAAUGAUAAUGCUCUAUUUUAUUUCAGUCCUAUUUGUUUGUCAUGGGAAAGCUUAAUGUGGCAAAAAUGGCCAACUUUAUGGAGGUGGAUGUGUUUGUGUUGGUGGCAUGCCCUGAAAACACCCUGAUUGACUCCCAGGUACAGCAAAAAUUAUUGAUCCUCUUCUUUCAGUCCUCGAGUCUUUCAAAACUGCUAGUUAAGAGUAAUUAAAAUUUUCAGUAUUUCUUGUUAAAUUUGUAUUAUUAUGUCUUACAGGAGUUUUAUAAACCAAUAGUUACUCCUUUUGAAAUGGAAUUAGCCUGUUUGAGGUAUGACAAGAUUUAAGCCUUUACUUCAUUAUACAGAUGAUAGGCUCAGCCUUCAGGAAGUAAUGUGCAUAGGGUUUAAGGUCCUCUUUGAAAUGUUCAAAAGUGAUUGAUUUAUGACAUUUUGCAUUCAUGUUAUUCAAGAGACUUAUUUCCAAUUCCCUUUUUUCUUCUGGUUAUUCUUCAUUUUGGAGUAAAUCUCUAUAUUCCUGCAUAUGCUGUCAAGAAAAAUAAGAUACUUUUUUUCAUAAUAUAUUAAAAGAAAGUGGUGAAAAGAAAGCUGCUAGGAAACUCAAAGAUUCUUCUUAAUUUAUUUAUUUAGCUUUGCCUAAUUAUCUCAGGCAGAGAGACCACUACAGCUUUAGCCAAUUACAGUGGAUCCCGUCUUAACAAUGACAAGGCCAGACCCCCCCCCCCCCUUAAUUCCCAGUAAACAGGCCAAACCACUUCACAGUAAUCUUGUGAGUGGGUUCUUUAACAUCCCCUGCCUAACCAAAUUGAAUAGUUAAUAGAAGCAGGAGAUGGGGCCUACGGUUUAUUCGUCCUUUUCCGAGAAGACUAGAAUGUCUAUCCAUUUCUUGACAUUAUAGAAAGGUAGCACAUUCUCCUCAGUUAUUUUAAGACCUUGAGUGUUGGUCCAGUCGGGGCUCAAACCCUUGACCUCCCACACAACAGUCCAGCGCUCUAAUUGAGCUAACCAGGAGGUGGUUGUUCUUCAUACACUUUCUCUAAAAAUAAUCACAAACUGGUGAAAAGAAAACUUAUUUAGACCCAGAAGUCAUUUGCUAAAUGAAAGUUCUGGCAAUUUCAACACAUAUCAACUAAUAAGAAUAUCAUCAUACUGAAACCUCUGCUUUAUUAUGAAUUAAUUAACUCAAAACAAGGGUCUCUUUUAAUUCUUUGGUAUUUGUAAAAAUACAGAUGGUAUGACAUGUUUCUCAUCCACAGGACUCGGGAGUGGACUGGAGACUAUAUAACAGACUUUAGGGAACUGUUACCAGGUUUGUGUUUGAAACUUAGAAUCUGGUUUCAACUUAAACUUCAAGUGCUUCAAUUUCUAUAUUUAACACAAACAAUGAACUGAUCUUCGGUCUAAGAUUGUACCAACAACAUCUACAUAUCACUAAUGAAAGAUAGUACCUCUUUACUUUGCAAAGUGAUAUCUUGAAUUUAAAUUUGACUUGGACGUCAGUCAAGAUAGCUUGAGAUUUGUGGGAGUGAGAUUUUAUUUUUUUAUCUCAAGACACCACAAUUUUAUCAUAAUUAGGAAGGUUUUUGUGGUUGGCAAUCCUUAGUCAGGAGUAUUUGAUUUAUAGUCGCGCAAAAAUAGUGGGCAAUUUUCCUUCUAGCUUGCAAAAAUAUUCAUCGUUAGCACUGCAAGUUACUGAAAGAUAUUGCAUGGCAACAUCUGGUGCAUGUUUAAGAGAAGAGGGUUAUUCUUCUUUAAUUGUCAAGGAAAAAACCCUUCAUUGGGUAAAAUAGCACGUGGAGGUUUGCAAGUUGCAAGCAAAAUUAUUCCUUGCUACCGGAGAUGAUCGGAAAGUUUUUUUUAUUAUUUACAAAAACAGGGGCCAGUGCUUCAGUUGAACUAGAUGUAGAAGAGGUAAGCAAGACCCUCAAUUGUCUUAUAAAGUGGUAUCGCAUAAAUCGGCAACUGCUUCGGGUUUGCUUUACUUCACUCUGUGAUUGGUCGAGAAAAGAGAAUUCUAACCACACUCCCCUCAACUAGUGAAUAACAAGACUGAAACCAAUCGCGACUUAAUGACUCGCAUUUUCCUGGGUUUCAAACAGUUUUUCUUGGCUAAUUAUCAUGAUCAGUGCAGUUUGCGUUGGCUAAUGAUGAUGAUGACCUUUUUUCUAAAUGGCCGUAGUGAUUACUUUGGUUUUGGUGUUUCUACACCGAAUUGAAAAUUGUUCAAAGUGCAAACUGGGAAAUCAUAUACUGUCAGAAAUAAUCUCCUAACACUCGUUAUUUUGUUGUCUCUUUCUUUAUUCACUCUUACUACUCAAGUUAUUACAACGGGGACUAGCUCCGAUCUCUCUAGGAAAGUGAGGGUCACCGCUUAUAAAGGCGACACCUACGGAGCUGUCAAUCUCUAACCUUCGUCAUGCUUUCACACUUAACCAGCGAAUCGCGCUAAGCUACGCAGAGGGGAGUUCGCAUACUAAGUAGAUACCUUUGCGAUGUUUACGCUUUACGAAUUGUCCUUCUAACUUAAAUCUCUUGGUCUUACGGUCAAGUUCGGGUAAAACAAAAACAAGAUUGACAAUAUAAAAAUUAUAAUAAACUCACGAACAGAAUUGAAAUCAUACUUGAAAAGAUAUCUUAAGAGAAAAUAGUCCUUGAGGGCUGUUGCAUAACAGCAGAAUAAACACAAAGUUCGAAGGAGAAAGGUCGUACCCAAGGUACCGCCCCUAGAAGAGCUACGUGCUAGUCGUAUAAAUUAUCUGAUUGCAAAUUCAGUGCGGAAGAUGAAAAGUACGACAUGUUUACACCUAAAGUCACCUCUAAGUAAAAGAGAGGUGUCGAGCGCGCUAAAUUAUACCUGUAAGAUAAGACCGCUAAAAGGAAUAAGAAAUGUUUAUCUGGCUUAUUAUAAUUUUUACCGAGUGGUUUGUGCUAUUAUAUCAUUUUCAUUUAUUUUCACGUUCAAAUAAGUCAAAAAUCACUUAUAAUGAAAAUUCUUGCUAGAUGCCAAUUUUGUCUUUUAACAAUACUACGAAGAGUCUUUUUUUCUCAGUAUGUGCUGGUCAAUAGAAAUCGGCGAAAAAAUAUCAGGCUGUUUGACCCCGGCGCCGUGUGAAUUCUGGGAUGUAAGGUACCUUUCUUCCCAUGCUAGAAGACAGACUGGUUGUUGCGGACAAUCUUGAACAAUUACUCACGAGUUGGUUUACUCCACAGAAUAUGGAUGAAUCCAGUGAGAUCCCAGAUGUCUCCCUAGUGACUGGACAUCUGAGACCCACUUAUCGUUCAUCAGAAGUGGACAGAGGUGUGUUUGUUAGCUAUUAUCUAAAGACCCACCGAUAGAAAACUUUCAAGCAGAAGGGUCAAUAUGGGGACUUACAAUCUUCGACAUCUUUAGAACAUCUUACUCGUUAAUGUUUUUUUGAAUACAGCCAAGGUGCUGAUAUUAUUUAUGAUUCGGACUGUUCAGAGGAUGCAAAGUUAAGUUUUAUUUUAAAUGAUUAUUAUUAGGGAAUUCUUCAAGGUCACUGGUUGAGAGGAAUCAGGAAACAAGUUUGUCAACUCAACACCACAGUUCUGCAGGUUGGACUUGAUUCUCGUCGUUAAUGAGAUGUUAACAAUUUCUCCAGGAGCCUUCAAUUCUUUUCUUAUUUCCCUCCUAUUAUAAUAUUUUGUUGAUUGGUCUUAAGAGAGAAUUAGGGCAUCUUCUUUUCUAGCCCACAAAAUGGGUGUCUUUUGUGUUUUUUAGGCCAGUGGAGAUCAGGGCGCAAACGAGGAGAGUGGGAAUCGCGCGUGGGAGUAGCGACUUCCUCCACUCACUCGUAACUCGCGAUUCGUGCUCUCCUAGCUGAUGUGAUAUGGUGCUAAACCAGCUCCAGCUACACGUCUCCACAGCACCAAUGUUUUACAAAGAUUUGUAGCGAUUAAGAAUGGAAAUAAUUUUCAUUGAUUGGUAAAAAGAAUAUGGAAAACAAUUAUCCAUCAUGUAUUGUAAAGUAAUGUGUCAUUAAUCAGAAACUGAUCCUUGCUAAAAUCUCUGAUUUAGCGGAGUACCUUGCAUCAAGAUCGUGGAGGGGACUAGAACAGAGGCUUGGUGAAACUCCUGUUACACAAGCAGUGGAAGGAAGGACGGGCAUUGCAGCGGGGUACUUACAUGAGAAGGGCCAAGAUCAAGGCAGUCAGAAGGACCCCGUCCUGUGACUGACCAGUCCUUAAAGUACAAACCUAUUAAGACACUAUUCGCUUCUGUUCGUGACGAUUACCAGCUUCUUCAUCCGGAAUGUGGAGCAAAAAUCAUAUUAUAUUCUAAUCACCUUGAAAGGAUUAUAAAAUAUUUUGUAACUAAUCUUAAUAAACACAAACACAGCAUCAGG